AUGGCGAUUGCACAUGACGACACAAGGCGGUCUGCAUCAUUUCAACCUCGCCGCCGCUCUGCGCUGACAACAUCUCUGGCUAAUAUGAGGGAAUCCGGGUACGACCCGACAGAGCCAGGAUCGAUUGCCACAAUUGGUCUUUAUCCUCUUCGCACUGGUACCUCAGAAUCUCAAACUAACUUGUUGCUCACAGAUUCUAGAAUGAAGUAUUCGGACAUCUGUGACUCACUUAAGUCAUCGGGUACAGAGCUCUCCGAUCAGGCUGCUCGAUACUCUCCAUCGCAGAACAAACAACUGACUCUAUCUGAAGCCUCAACUGGCGAGCCAAAAAGCUCUGACAAGGCCGCAAAGGGUACUUUCCUUACCAGUUUAGAAACAGUGACGGCACCGUCUCUAACAGAAGCCGUGCUGACUCGACCCGAUUUGGUUACCACUUCGGUGCCUGAUGAUCCAAUAUUAACAGGAGAGGUUUUAAUUCCACCAAGAUACGCAAAGAAGACAGACUUCUCUCCGCCGUUUACAAUGAUGCCGCGUGGACCAAUUCGAAAAAUGGUAAUAGAUCGCAAUAGAACAAAAUCCUUGCUUGAUAGAGGUCUGCUAGCCUCUCAUGAAGGGCUCACCGAAGAAGACAGACGUCUCAUCGCGGGUCCAGACAUAGAGAGAUGUCUGAUGAGUCCUCGUGCUUCUGAGUUUAUUACGUACGCAUACAAACGAGUAUGUAAUCCGCUUGAACAUAUCAAUGAUGACAUCCCCUCUUCUAAGCGGUUGACCACUACGCGGGAGGGUCACAGAGGCAUCAGCUCCACAAGCAAUCAUGGUUCCCACCUUUAUCAAGAUGUAUGCGGGCUAUACAGCACCUAUCCACACCACGCUGUCCCCAAACAGAGUAUUAGGCCUCCCGCCAAUUUAAUGAAAGCUCUCUGGAACCAGCCACUAACCCCACGAACGAGAGACAGAGAAUAUAUAAGAAUGGCAACGCUGCAGCCUCCUGAAACUCACUACAAGCAUCUCUACAAACAUGAGAGGUCUCCCUCAGGGCUCACCUUCGAAGAGAUGCUGAAGUAUGUACCACAGAAUGAAAUAGAGUAUAACAUUUUUAAUGUGUACCGUUGGCGUCCUACGUGGCACGACCUUAAGGGAUGGGGCGACCCACACCCAUUGCCAUCAAUUGCAGACUUGUCGAUUGAAAAUAUUGCCUCUAUAGAGCCGCAAGCUACACGACAUACUGUAGAUAUAAAUACAAUGAAAACCUCUGCUGAGUAA
Giardia duodenalis is the source of this 1263-nucleotide messenger RNA. RefSeq lists its product as uncharacterized. The coding region runs from base 1 to 1263 and encodes 420 amino acids. The transcript has a single exon. The record is from RefSeq and is a predicted model, not a curated record. NCBI's taxonomy places the organism in Eukaryota, Fornicata, Diplomonadida, Hexamitidae.